AUGCCUAAGAAGAAAAAGAAAGUGAAGCAGGUCGAGCCUGAACCUUCUGUGGCUGUUGAGGGUGGUGAGCCAAUCAAGAAGAAAAAGAAAAAAACCAAGCCUUCAAAAGAACAAGGUGACAAUCAACCUAUUGACGUCCAACCACCUUCGACCGAUAUUGACGGCACUGAAGUAGAGGCUACUCCUUCUAUUGCUGAGAUGGGCAACCCUGUCGAUCAACCGGACUCACCACAAGAACAACCUGCCGUCGAGGUACAACAAAAUGUUUCUGUAGAAGAAAUACCCUCACAUGCUCGAACAUCUCCCGCUCCUGAGACGGAUGCAGUGAAUGUUGAGGAACAGGGUGAAGGUCAAGGCAUUGGAUCCAGCAGUCCUCAUGGAUCGAGUCAGAAAAGUUCAUCCGAAGAAAACUUUUCCGAUGAAGAGGCCAUAAAAGAGGCUGAAGCUGGAGGUUCGGACAUUUACCCGGCGUCUUCAACAUCUAAGCUUUCCGCUAGCAUAGGGAUUGCAGAAGAUACAUUCAUUCAAAUGCAAGACGAAGACCCUGCUGCAGCCCUUCGACUCCUGCUGAACACAAGUCAAGCCAACACCUCAAGUGAAAAGAUUCCUGGCGCUUCGUCCUCAUCUGAUGCCGAAAUAAACUCUUCAGUACGCCAAGAUUCUCUGCUCUUGAAGUUAUCCAUGGAAUACGCACGGGAAGAUGUGCUUAAAUCCAUUGAAGAGAACCCCUCUGCUGCCUUUGGGCACCUGAACUUUUUGAAGAAAUUGCACAACCCCCUUACCUCUGAUGAGAUUCUAGGCAAAGUUAUCCAAAUCGAGGCCAUCAUUGACCAAUUUGCAAGUACUGUGCAGAAAAAACGCGAAAAUGGCGCCAGACUGGAUGCCCAGAAACAGGCACAUAUCCUUCUGCUCGAGAAAGCCCGAGCUGCUCAACAUGAAGUCGAACGUCUCACCAAAGAGGCGAAAGAAGGAUCUUCUGAGAUCAAAGCCUGUGAUGAUAACAUCUCCUCCUGGGAGGCAACUAUUACGAAUUUGCUGUCUCAGGUCGAUGAUCUAAGGCAGAAAAUUGUAACAGAGCAGGCCAAACGCAAAGAACUCCAGGAGAAGGCCGCUAAUUCGAUUCAGAAACUGGUUGCUGAAAAAGGGAGGGAAGGCCUGAAGGCCUUUAGCGCAUCUCAAGCUGUAGCAGAUGAGGCAAGGGUUAUGGAGAGUGCUGACCAGGUCUUAACUAAAGAGAUGACCACCUUGAAAAAGCUGUAUGAGGAUUUGGUCAUGACUUAG
Messenger RNA from Glycine soja, 1281 nucleotides. RefSeq lists its product as uncharacterized. NCBI's taxonomy places the organism in Eukaryota, Viridiplantae, Streptophyta, Magnoliopsida, Fabales, Fabaceae. The record is from RefSeq and is a predicted model, not a curated record. Bases 1 to 1281 code for a protein of 426 amino acids. The transcript has 2 exons.